Messenger RNA from Scleropages formosus (Asian bonytongue), 12928 nucleotides. RefSeq names its product A kinase (PRKA) anchor protein 9 (gene akap9). Gene Ontology annotation, molecular function: molecular adaptor activity. The coding region runs from base 200 to 12484 and encodes 4094 amino acids. The transcript is spliced from 54 exons. NCBI's taxonomy places the organism in Eukaryota, Metazoa, Chordata, Actinopteri, Osteoglossiformes, Osteoglossidae. The record is from RefSeq and is a predicted model, not a curated record. Gene Ontology annotation, biological process: signal transduction.
GUGGAAAAGAUGGCGGCCACGGUGCGGCUGCAAUGAGGAGCCACCUCUCCGCCUUUGUCAAACAGUGCAAUGAAUGGUGGCGAAAAACGAGUAUAAUCAUUGAAGUGGUAACACGUAGCGGAGUCCCCGACACGUUCUCUGUGACGGACGCCGCGCAUGACGCCAUUCUCCUUUCCUGUCCGCCGUAGGAAGGACCGUUAUGGAAGACGAAGAGCGACAGAAGAAGCUGGAGGCCGGCAAAGCGAAGCUGGCCGAGUACAGGCAGAAGAAGGCCCAAGGAGAUGGACAGAACAAACCCAAGAAAAAGAAGAAGAGCACCCGGCCCAAGGAAGCCGUCCAUGGGCACGAUGAAGGCGAGCGAGAAGCGGCCCUGAGUUCGGGUAGCGGCGCAGAUGCCUUUGGGAAUGACGUUACCACCUCCAGGACUCUGCACAGUGGAGAGACAGUCAGGCAUGACCAGACCUACACCAUAGAGCCUGAAAGCGAGGUUUCCACCACAGCCGAAGACUACUCAUCAGAGGUAAAUGGGUGCCAUGAGAUGACAGAGAUUACAAAGGAGCCCUCUAAGGAUUUGAUCUGGGAGGAGGACCUACAGCUCCCUGGAUCCCAUUCAGAGCACGAAGCGCAGCACUCUCAAACACGACUGCAGAUUAUGGAGGAUGAGUUGGCUGCAAAGAGGCAGGAUGUGGAGGAACUGAGCCGGCAGCUGGAAGAAAUAAGGGCUGGAUUUGGGACUGAAGGACUUCAACAGCUCCAGGACUUCGAAACUGCAAUAAAGCAGCGUGAUGGGAUCAUCACUCAGCUUACCACCAACCUGCAGCAGGCGCGCAAGGAGAAGGAUGAGAUCAUGAGAGAGUUCCUGGAAAUGACUGAGCAAAGUCAGAAACUGCAGAUUCAGUUUCAACAGCUACAAGCCGGUGAAACUCUGAGAAACACAAGUCACAGCAGCACAGCAGCAGACCUCCUUCAUGCCAAGCAGCAGAUCCACGAAAGAGAUGUCCAGAUGAAAGGUUACCAAGAACAAUGCAAGGACCAGCUACUGCAGAUCAGCAAACUUCAGAAUCAACUCAGAGAAAUUGAAAUGCUGGGAAAAACACAAGAAGAAUCAUAUGCGCUAAAACUGAAGGAAAAGGACUUGUUGGUUGCAGAACAAGAGAGGAAGAUUGCAGAGGAGGAAAGUUUAAUUAUGCCAUUAAAAGAGAAGCUUUUGAAUUCAGAGAAAUUGUUAAAGGAGUUGAAUGGUCAAAUUGCCUUGAAAAAUCAGGAACUGGAGAGCUGUAGAAGCGAGCUGUCCAUUUCAAAACAGAAAGAAAGGAUGUCAUCUGGUGAAAUACAGCAGCUAAUGGCCACAGUGGAAGACUUACAGAAACGCUGUCAUAAAGGAAGUCAGUCUGAAAGUGAUUUCGUGCAACGGAUGGAGCUGGACAUACAGAAAAAGAUGGAUCAACUUCGAGCCGAACUAGAUGAGAUGUAUGGGCAGCAAAUAGUUCAAAUGAAGCAGGAACUUCGUAUACAGCACUUGAAGGAAAUGGAAACACUAAAUGAAUCUCAUAGAUUGGAAUUGGAGAAACUCAGAAGUCAGCCAGUGAGGGAUUUGGAUCAAGCAAACAUACUAAAUAUGAAAAUAACCGAGCUGCAGCAAAAGCUAAACGAGGCUGAAAUUUGGAAAAAGAAGGCAGAUCAGGAGUUACAGAAAGCAUCAGUAGAAAAAGUUAAUCUGCAAAGUCAGAUUGAAGAUCUGGUACAAGACCUCCGUUCUGCAAGGGACAAAGUUGAAAAAGCAUCACAGAGCGUAUCUUAUCAAGAGCAAAAACUGAAUGAGACUGGUAAACUGCACGAUACCAUCAGUGACCUACAGGCACAAUUGGCUGCUGCAGAGGAAAAUACCAAAGAGCUGGAGGCCAAACAUGAGUCUGAAGUGACCAAUUAUAAGAUCAAACUUGAAAUGCUUGAACGUGAGAAAGAUGCAGUGUUGGACAGGAUGGCAGAGUCACUGGAGUCAGAACUGGAGAAAUUGCGAACACAGCUUAUUUUCAGUCAUGAGGAAGAGCUCACUAAGCAGAGAGAGGACUUGCAGAGGGAGAAUCUGCUCAAUGUUGAGAACCUCAAGGAUGACAUGGCCUUAAAACACAAAAAAGAGCUUGAAACCUUGCGGCAGAGUCUAGAAGUCCAGUUUCAGGUGGUUAACAAUGAAAAGGAGAGUAUAGCUACUGAAAGAGACACACUGGUACAUGAACUCACUUUGCUUAAGAAUGAUUUUAAUCUCUCACUGGGAAACACAAAAUCAGAUGAGUUGUCUGUGCAACUUAAGGAGCUUGAGCUAGAGAUUGAGGAGUUAAGAAAGGAAGGGAAAGAGAAAGGCACACUGGAAAAAGAAAACCAAGAGCUACUCAGACUGAAUAAAAAUCUUGAGAAAGAGACCAAGGAGAAAGAGGAUUGCUGGCAUAAGAAAAGGAUGGAGUUGGAAUCUGAAAAUAAUGUUCUUAAAGAAACCAACAUGGCCAUGAGAAAAGAAAUGGAGUCCCUCAACAUGCUUGAGGAAAGUUAUCGGAAAAUUGAGUCCCUCACUAUUGAGAAUGAACAUCUGAAGAAGCAACUAAUUACUGUAACACAAGAAAUUGAAAGGCAGAGGAACACUUUUUCUUUUGCAGAGAAAAACUUUGAAGUUAACUACCAGGAGCUUAAGGAUGAGUACACGUGUCUUGUUAAUGUAAAGGCAGAACUGGAGGAAAAGGUACUCAAGGUAACGAUGGACUAUGAGGCAAAAGUGAACAACCUUCAGAUGCAGAUUUGCAAUCUGCAAGAAGGCAAGCAAAGUUCCAGGGGGCCAUAUGAAGUUGAGAGGAGAACUGACAGAACGGAAGAAGAUUUCAUUGACGGGGUAGAACUAAUAGAAAAGGACAAAACUGAGCUCAUGGAAAAACUUGAAAUUGUGCAACGGGAGAAGAAUGGGCUUCUGUUGAGAUUAUCUGAAGUUUCUGAGCGAUUGACUUUGAAAGAGAAUCAGGUGGAACUGCUGGAGGGUGAGCUCAGGGUGGUAAGAGAGAAUAACCAGCAAAUUGCGGCGAGGAACGAGCGUCUGAUAAGGGAGCGAGGGAAGCCCGUUGAAGCAGUGAGUCAGCAGCAAGAGUGCGUUGAGUCGUCUGCAGCCCCGGCUGCCUGCACUGCUCCGGGAGGUGUUAGACACUCCGCUGGCGGUCAUUACGACUCGAUUGCUUUAGCAGAGGAGAAGGAAGCAGCAACACUUCAGUCUUCCCUGCAGAGCGCCAUGGAAGCGCGCAGCAGCGUUCGGCAGCAGCAACACAGCACUGCGAUCAGUGAGGCGCUGCAGACACCGACCGAGCCUCCCAGGGGGACACCUGUUGAGGAGACCCCUGUCGUUUCUGCUUGGCCAUCAGACAGGGAGCAGCUGACGCAGCAGCUGCAGACAGCUGGAGAAAAGCAACUGGUGGAACAAGGAGCACACCGCCAUUCCCUUCAUAUGGAGCUGGAGGAGAAAGAGAAGGCUCUGAUCGCUGCAGAGCAGGAGAUACUGGCUUUGAAGGAGAGGUUGAAGAUGCUGCAUGUGCCACAGUCUGAAGAUGCGAGGUCUGCUGUGAAGCACAGUGAGGAAAUUGCCACCAUAAAUCAGGAUGAGUUCAGGUUGCAGAUGGAGGCCCAGCACAUAAGCCUCUCGCAGAUCUUUGCUGCGCAGCUUGAGCUACAGAGAGAGAGCCUGCAGGCCGAGAAAGAAGCCGCCUUGCGCAGCCUGGAGCGGGACCUUAGCACUGCUCAUUCCCAGGAACUGCAACAGCUGCAGGAACAGCACCAGCGGGAACUGCAGGACUUGAAAGAGCGCAGCUUAGAUAGUGAAAAUGUGCCCAGGUCCUUGACAUACCAAAACUUGAUUCAUAUGAUAUCUGGAGAAUGCAAUCAGCUUUUUCAGUCAUUUGCAAGAGUUCUUGGGCAGGAGUCUUGGGAGCAGCUGUCUUAUAAACAGGUUGAAAAGCCAACAAGUUCUGAGGUCUGUCAUGAUGUCACUGAAAUAGAGGACAAGAGUUCUGGUUCAUUGCGUCAUGCUGCGAAUAAGCUUUACACAGAGCUUCAACUUUUAAAGGAUCAGAUUGUUCACGAAUAUAGCCGCCUUUUAGAACUUCAGUCAGCCCUGAAGAGUGAUGGAAACAAAAUUAAGGUGCUGCAGAUGGCUUUUGAUGAGCUGAAGCACAGCAGUGAGGAGGAAGUUGCCAGGCUACGUCUGCAGAUUGACAGCUUCUUGGUCCAGUCACAGAGCUGCAAUGACCCAGAGAUCCAUCCAAAGGCACAGUCAGUGCACCUGGAGGAGGUGGCAAAACUCAGAGCAGAACUCCAUGGACGACAAGCACAGCUGGAGCUACAGCACGGCCAGGAAAUUGAGCGCUUGCGGGCCUACUACCAACAGCAGGCCAAGGAGACAGAGGAGCGGUACACCACUGAGCUGGUCCUCCUCCAGCAGAGGCUCCAGGAGCUGACGGGUUCAGAAGCACAUGGACGCAUUCCAGGAGAAACAUACCAGUCAGGUGGAGAGAAGGAGGAUAGUGAAGAUAUUAAGCUGGAAGAUGUGGACCUGGAAGAGGACCUGGGGCUCCCCACCAAGUCUAUGUGCCUGACCCAGCAGCUGCAGACUCUGAGGAGGGCCUUGUAUGAAAAGUAUGUCCAGGAGGUGUCGGCGCUGAAGGAGCAGCAUCGUGCCGAGCUGCAGAGGGUACUGGAGCAGCAGAGCCGCCAGCCGCAGGACGCCACGCCUACCCAAGCGCAAGUCAAGAGUCAGGACCCCGUCACACUCAUCCCAUCCCUGGAGAGGCAGCAUCAGGAGCAGUUGCAGGAGGAAAUAGCUAAGGUGGUAGUGCAGAUGUCAGUUGAGUUUGCUCAGCAGACUGAGCUGGCCAGGAUCACCAAGAAGGCCCGAGAGACGUCCUUGGCCGUGCAGACACAGGACAACGAUUGUGACAGAGCAGGAGGGGACCAGCUUCACGAACCACUGUGGUGUGUCUCAGAAGAACAGGAGAGACUGAAGAGCUUGCUGGAGGAGAAGAGGGCUGAAGUCAUCUCCCUGAGGGAGCAGCUCCAGCAGGCCAAAGACACAUUCAGCGCUGUAGACACCAAAGAUUCCACGCUUCUGGAGUCACGUGGCCCGCUGCUCACGGCAAAACUGGGCAAGGAGGCCCUGUCAGGAGUAGACACUGGAGGUCUACAACCACUGGAGGAACUGCAGCAAGAGCUGGUCCGCAUGGAGCAGGACCACCAGCAGACACUGGAGGCCCUCAGAGUCUCCCACUCCCAGCAGUUGGAAGAACAGAGAGACCAGCAGCUGCAGCUCAAAGCACAGCUGGAUGUUCUGAGAGCACAGCUGGCGCAGAAGGAAGCUGAAGUGAAGCACAGCGCUGGAGAUGAAGAAGCUGCGAGGAGGCAUGGUGAAGGUGCACAGAAGCCAGCCCCUAAGAUGCAAAGCAGGAGCAUGCAGACAGAGAUGGCCCUUUUAAAGACUGAAGACAGAAAAGACGACAGAGAGGGGCUCCAAGGAGCUGGGCUGAACACAGAAACUUCUCCACAUUCCACACAGGCUGCCCUUUCUUCUCAUGAUGUUAUUACAACUGAAAGAAACCUGCUCCGCAGGGCCAAUGAGAGCCUGCGGCAGGUUCUGAGCGAUGUUCUGAAGACAACAGCGGCAGCAGAGGAGACCAUUGGCCGAUAUGUGGAGGGCCUGCUGGAUGCCUCCAGUAGGGGGCAGUCUCCCCAGAGGCUCACCUGGCAGCGAGCAGCAGUACAGCCCUUCAGACCACAGAGAGUUGCCUCUCCGGACAGCUGUCAGGGCAGCGAGGCUGGCACAGAUGAAACAAGCAUGUGGUCAGGGGAGACAGAGACAGAUGAGGGGCUGGAGACCUCGCAGCCACUGACAGAGACCUUGGUGAGUGGGGCCGAGAUACAGCUGGAGAACGAGGAGUGCUUGAUGAACAUCAGCUCCCGCCUGCAGGCAGCUGUCGAGAAACUGCUGGUAGCCAUCAACAAAACCACAAGCCAGCUGGAGCACGCCAGGGUGACCCAGACAGAGCUCAUGCGGGAGUCAUUCAGGCACAACGAGGAGAUGGGCGAGCUGUUGAGGAGGCAGGAGGAGUUGCAGGAACAAGUGACCGAAGAGGCACAGGCGAGGGAGCAGCUGGCACUUGAGCUCCACAGGGCGGAAGGUCUGAUCGAUGGCUAUACUGACGAGCGCGUGGCCCUUGAGGCAAAACUGCGCCAAAAGGAGGAGCUGCAGCUUCACCUGCAGCAGGAGCUGCAGGUAACGUGCAACCGCUUACGGGAGCUGGAGGAGGAGAGGCAGCACAUGCAGGAGGAGAGGGAGCUGCUCUCUCGUCAGCAGGAUGCCAUGAAGGGCUCUGCUGGGCCCCGCGAACUGCGCCUAGUUGAAGCUGCAGUUGAUGCAGCUCCUGAAGCAGAUCUACUGGAGGAGACAGAAAAAUUAAUGAAGGAGAAGGUAGAGGUACAGCGGCAAGCAGAAAAAGACAGCAACGACCUCUUAAAACAAGUGAAGGAUCUGGAAGCAGACCUGGAGGAACAGGUCACUAAAAUCCUGGAGAUGGAGCAGGCCCACCAGGCUGAGAGCACCGACCUGAGACAGCAGGUGCAGGCUCUGGAGAAGCAGCUGGAGAACAACAGGAGGUUCCUGGAUGAGCAAGCUGUUGACCGGGAACACGAAAGGGAUGUCUUUCAGCAAGAAAUAAUGAAAUUAGAACAGCAGCUGAAGAAUACUCAAAAGCAACAACCCAGCAGUGAGCAACGAAACCGAGAGGUGGAUCAGCUGACUGCCCAGCUGAAAGAGAAAUCUGAUUGGUGCAACGAGCUCCUGCUCAGCUCAGAGCAGCUGCAGAGAGACGUUCAAGAGCGCAACGAGGAGAUUGAGAAGCUGGAGGCGCGCGUGCGGGAACUGGAGCAGGCGCUACUCGUUAGCAGCGAGACGCUGCAGAAGGUGGAAGAACAGAGCCAGCCGACCCCAAUGCAGCAGAUGGAGGACGCAACCCUGGAGGCUCAGCUGCAGACUGAAAGGGAGGCACUGGACAGGAAGGAAAAGGAGAUCAGUAACUUAGAAGAGCAACUAGAGCAAUUCAGGGAAGAACUGGAGAACAAAAGUGAAGAGGUUCAGCAGCUCCAAAUGCAGCUGGAGAUCCAAAGGAAGGAGUUGAAUACCCAGCAGGAGGACUUGGAGCAUAAGAGCAGUCUUCUUCAGGUCAUGGAGGAAAAGGACAGGGAGAUAGCACAUCUAAAUGAACAGCUCUGUAAACUUCAGCAAAUGGAUACUGCUCCUGAUAACAAGGUGAUAGAAGAGAAGAAUGAGCUCCUGAGGGAUUUGGAGUCCCAAGUCGAGUGUCUGAAGAGUGAACAGGAGCGCUUGAAAAAGAACAGCGAACACGAGAUUGACCAGCUGAAUGAUGUAAUUGAGAAACUGCAGCAAGAGCUUUCAAAGAUCGAGCACAAAACGCUGGAGGAGUCUCUCCUGGACACUGAGGACUUGACUAGUCAUGCCACAGAAGUCAGCCUCACCAAGGAGGAGUUUGAUGAGAUGAAGCAAAAAAUGGACCAGACCACUCAGGAGCUGGACACACUGAAGGCAAAUCAUAUCUCUUUGUUGGAGAGGUACAGGGGUUUACAGCAAGAGACAUCAAAGGAAAAUGAAAGGUCACUACUGGAGGAGCUGCAAGAAGCCUUGCAGGAGAAGACUGCUGCGGCUGUGGUCAUGCAGGCUGAGAUCCAGGCCUUGGAGGAGAGUGCAAGCUUCAGGUUAGCUAAUCUCAAUGAGCGAGUAGUGGAGCUGGAGGCCUGCUUACAGGAGAAGGAUUCUGAACUGAACUUCUGCAAGGUACGGGUGGAGCAGACCCAGGUUGAGGCCGAGGUUCUUCAGCUGAAGAUCUCUGAACUGCAAGACAAGCUCAGGGACAAGAUGGCAGCCUUGCAGGUGAGCCAGGCCCAAUUGGGUGCCAUGCAGCAGCAGUCACAAGUAAGCACCAAAGAGUCUCACAGUCAGACCUCAGAGCCACUGAGCACAGACAGGGUGGACAAAGCCAACCCUGCUGCAGAGCAACUUCCGUCUCCAGUUAUCUCAACCAAGUCCCUAGAAAGCAGAGGGAUGCCUGUAACUAAAGUGGUUCUUUUAAUGGAAAAGCUGAAGGAGCUGGAGGACAGUUUGAGUGAGAUUCAGAAGGACCAGGAGCUACAGAAACAGCUGCUGUCAAGCUCUGAGGAGGAGGUGGUGGAGUAUGAGAAGAUGUUGGGAGUUCUUAUGAACCUUAUUAACGGGAUGACUAUAAAACCCACCAGCCAGAAAGCCCCGGUACCCACUAGGUUGUCAGAUGGACUCCGUGAGGACGAUUCUGCUGAUGUUUCACAGCUUCUGCUGGAGCUGCAGCAGGUCAAACUUGAGGCCUCUGCCACCAAAGAGGAGCUAAGUAGCUACAAGGAGAGCAGCCACAAGCUACAGGAGGAACUACAGGUAAAAGAGUUAACUAUAUCAAAACUUCAGGAGGACCUACAAAAAGUAUCCUUUGGAGUCAACAAAGAGGACCCCAGAACAGUCUCAGAGCUACUCCACGAGCUGCACGAGGUCCAGCAGGAGGCUGCUGCUACCAAAGAAGAGCUCAGUAGCUACAAGGAGCAAAGUGAGAAGCUUCAGAAGGAGUUGCAGGAAAGGGAGAUGACUAUAGAACAUCUUAAAGAGGAUCUCCACCAGUUUUUCUUCUUUGCACAGGCAUCAGGUAGAGUCAGUGAGGAGGACCCUGCUGCCAUCUCAGAACUGCUUCAGGAGCUGAAGGAGGUCAAGGAAGAGGCUGCUGCCACCAAAGAGGAGCUUAGCAACUACAGGGAGCGCAGUGAGAAGCUGCAGGAAGAGCUGCAGGUCAGAGAUGUCUCCUUAGCCGAACUUCAAGCCGAGCUCCAGCAAGUCAGACAGGCCUUGGCAAAAUCAGAGGAAUCAUCUCUCCAAAAGAGGAAGAAAGUGACUAAACAAGAUCCUUCUGACAAGACCAAAAGCUCCUCUACCAAAGCAAAGCCUUCGCUGAUGAAGAAGAACGCCACCUGCCAGACAGACAGGCCUUCUGUUCUAAACGGGAGCUUCCAGACUGAGGGCAUCUCUUUUGCUGAUGCAGAUGUGCAGGUGGAUAUGUCCCCAUCUGGGCCAGACAUAGAGGAGAUCAUCAAUGAGUAUGCAGAGAAGAUCGAGCAGAUGCAGGAACUGCACGCAGCUGAGAUCAUGGACAUGGAGACCCGACACAUCACAGAGAGUGACACUCUGAAGAGGGAGGUCCAACUGCUGCAGGACGAGUGCAGUGCCCUGAAAGCUGUCAUUGAGAACCUUCAUUCUACAGAGGUUGUCUCAUCCCAACUGGAACCUCCUCUUACUUCACAAGUCAGAGAUGAAUAUGCCAGCGACAGUAGUUCAGACUGGAGUCACCGCACUGGCUAUGACCAUCCUGGUCUGAACCAGGAGUUGAGGAGCACCCCAGAGGGAGCCAGAAGGGAUGGUGAAUCUGCACAGAUUUCCGCAGACAUCCUCCCUGAUAGGAUUAAGAGCUUACUGAGAGAGGUGCACCAGGAAGGCAUGCAGGUGCUGUCCCUGUCCGAGUUGCCCCUACUGGAGGGUGACGAGUCUCAGCCAGCCCCCCGGGGCUGGCUAAAGGAGAGGGAGGCCCUUCUGGCCACCAUAGAUUCUCUUAAGGGCCUUAUUACCAAAGUGCAGACCCACAGAGAGACACAGCAUCAGGCAGGUCCUCCUGGUGAGAUUGCUGUGGACUGGCGGGCAGAUCUCCUUAGGGCCAUUCAGCAGGUGUUCUUGAAAGAGCGCAGUGUCCUUAAGAGCACUCUCUACACACACUUGGAGCAACUGGACACCAGUGAUGCGGUUAUCCAUCUCAACCAGCUAGAGCGCAGGCUGUCCGAGCAGGAUGCCCAGCACAGGGAGGCUAUCAGUGUCCUGCAGAAUGCAGACAGAAACAGCCUGCUGAUGGAGGUCCAUCAACUCCGGGCCCAGCUGCAGCUACUUCAGCAGGAUCAUGCCGACAGAGCAAGCGCCACACAGCUUCCCCCUGAGGCUUCCAGCACAGGUGUAGGUGGCCUGCCCGAUGCACUGGAGAGGCAAGGUCAAGGGGAUGUAGUUGGGAUCCCGAGCAGCACAGGGCACUCUCAAGACCUUCAUGCCCUGCACUCAGACAGGAUUUUGCUGGAUGAGUUGAAAAAUGAACUGGCCCAAACCAAACUGGAGCUGGAGACCACACUGAAGGCACAACACAAACACCUGAAGGAGCUUGAGGCACUGAGGAAUGAAGUGGCAGAGAAGGCUGCUGAAAUAGACAGAGUGAAUGACAGUCUGGUAAACGAACAGAAGAAAUCAAGGGAGCUUGAGUGGGCAUUUGAGAAGGAGAAAUGCAAGUCUGAUAAAAAGGAAAAGGGGGAAAGAGAAGAGCUUGAGGAUAUGAGACUUGUGCUAGAGGAGCAGCAGAGCCAAGUCACACAGCUGAACCAGAGCCUGGAGCAGCAGCAAGAAGUCUCAGCCCAGCUGCGUCACCAAGUGGACAUAGCCCUCGUCCAGCUGUCUCGUGAACAGAGCCAUGUGGCCGAGCUGCAGGUCCAGUUAGAAUCGGCACAAGCCCGAACUCUUGAGCUGAGCAGCGCUCUGGAGCGGGAGAGGGAAAUGCAGGCAGCUAGUCCUCGGAGCCAGCCAACCGCAGGGGUGGCCGAGGCUGAGGCCAGCUGCAGUCACGUGGAGGAGGGUGUGCGCUCCUUGGAAGGCUUACUGGAGACACUGCAGGCACAGCUGGAUGAGAAGCAUGCACAGGUGGUGCAGUUAGUGGGAGAGGUGGAGAGGCACAGACUCGAGGCAGUUCAGGCCCGGCAACAUUGGGAGGAGGAGAGAAGGGCUUCCCGGCAAGAGCAAGAGGCCCAUCUGAAGGCACAACAAGGCGAAAUAAAGCAGUUACAGGUGCAGCUUGACAAAGAGCGGCAUCACAUUCUCCAGCUGCAACAGGAGAAGGUUCAGCUGGAAGACAGAGUCGCAGAGCUACAGACUUCCAUACGAAUUGCAGAAUCUACGGAUGCUGCCAGAACCUUAUCGUCCAGUACUCAAAUCCAGCCUAUGGAUUUGUGGAAAACCGAGGGCCAACCUUGUGACCGGACCAGAGAUUGGGUUCUACAGCAGAAGAUAUCCGAUGUUAUUAUGGUAGAGUCCAUGUCUGGCCACUCUCAUGAUGCACCAGUGGGAAGCUCUGGAUCUGCAGACUCUCAGCACCUGGAAAACAUUGUCCACAGGCUCCAGCUUGUCAAUGCCAAGAUCAGAACCAUGAUGAACAGUGCUUCUGGCAGGGUGCCAAAGGAGGAGCUGGACAGCAAGAGCCUGGCAUGGCUCCAAAGUAAUCUUCAGACGGUCAUCUCACUUGUACAGCGGCUGCCGGCCAUCCUUUCUGUACCAGAGAGCACACCAUCAGGUGCCUCAUCCAACUCGCUGACUGAACGGCUCCUGAGGCAGAAUGCCGAGCUCACCGGGUUUGUCAGUCGCCUGACGGAGGAGAAGAAUGACUUGCGCAACUCCGUCAUGAAGCUGGAGGAAGAGCUCAGACACCACCGGCAGAGAUGCUUAAUUGCAGGGGAUCGGUCUGCCAGAAGGUCUGUGGAUAACCAGGACACCCAGGACAUUCUGCUGUCCUUGGACCGUGAGACCUGGAGCAAAGAGAAGAGCCGGCUGGAGAAAGCCCUCCGUCAGGCAGAGGCAGAGGUGGCCCGACUGAGGGCAGAUCUCCGUGCAGAUGCUCUGCGGGAUGCGGCGGCCCCAGAUGCAGAAAAUGUGGCACUGAAGAGGAUAUAUGGGAAAUACCUCCGUGCAGAGAGCUUCCGGAAGGCUCUGAUUUACCAGAAGAAAUAUCUGCUGUUACUGCUGGGUGGCUUCCAGGAGUGUGAGGAGGCUACCCUGUCCCUGAUCGCCAGGAUGGGGGCCCGACCCUCCCACAUGGGGCUGGAAAGCAUCUCACGGCGGCAUAGGGCCUUCACCCGCUUCCGAUCAGCAGUGCGCGUCUCCAUUGCCCUCUCCAGAAUGAGAUUCUUGGUGAGGAGAUGGCAGAAAACUACAGGAUCAGGGUCCAGCUCCUUACCUGCUGUAAAUAAGAAUGAUGUGAGCCAGCUAACAGGGAAUGAAGUGAGGACAGAUUCCCCAUUUCUGCACAGUGGAGGUUUAGAGGUCUGUGGGGAACGUAGGGGUACCAGCCGUGGGCGCACAGGCCGUGAGUCCCCAAGGUCAGCCCUCUCAACGCACCACAGGUUUCACACGGUCGCAGACCCGGGAGGUGUGGCCUGCUCCCACCUGCAGAACUAUGACCCUGACCGGGCGCUAACAGAUUAUAUCUCUCGCUUGGAGGCUCUGCAGCGGAGACUGGGGAGUGUGCAAUCAGGUUCUUCUUCAUAUGGUCAGUUGCACUUUGGGAUAAGGAGAUGAGUCUGUAAUCUACACAAAAACUGGCAUGAAAACUCAGUUGCCUUUUCUCGUGAUGAGCUGCUGUGUUUUGUACUUACAGUACAAUGUGUAUGUCUGUGGGACCAAAACUCUUUUGUGUAACAUUAAUGGAGGCUUCUUUGCCAGCACAGCUUCUAUUCAAGAAAUGGCUUUUAUGUAAAUGAGUCUGCUUAUUUGUUGUGCAUAUAUACAAUCAAACUCUUAAAUGUAUAUUUGUGGAAUGGUAAUUUAAAAUGAUUAAUUUAUACCGUGUAUGUAUUGUAUGGGUGGGAGAGGACGUAGAUGUUUUGGCUUUCUGAGAUGGCUGCUACAAGUUUUAAUACUUAUGCUUUAUUAGACGGUAUGACGACAGAACACGACAUUUGUAGACAGACAUAUUUUUGUAAAAGGUAGGAGCUUUGAAAUUUAAGGGUAUUUUGUCAAAAA